AUGGUUCAAUCAUCCGUGCUGGGUUUCCCCCGUAUGGGCGUCCUUCGUGACCUCAAGAAGGCCAACGAGGCUUACUGGGCCGACAAGAUCUCCCAGGAGGCUCUCCUCGAGGAGGGCAAGAGACUCCGUCUCGCCCACUGGAAGAUCCAGAAGGAUGCCGGUGUCGACAUCAUCCCCUCCAACGACUUCGCUCACUACGACCACGUCCUUGACCACAUCCAGUUCUUCAAUGCCGUUCCCGAACGCUACACCAAGCAGAAGCUCUCCCCUCUCGAUGAGUACUUCGCCAUGGGUCGUGGCCACCAGAAGGGCGGUGUCGAUGUUCCCGCCCUCGAGAUGGUCAAGUGGUUUGACUCCAACUACCACUACGUCAAGCCUACCCUCCAGGACAACCAGACCUUCUCCCUUGCCGAGAACCCCAAGCCCGUCCGCGAGUUCCUCGAGGCCAAGGAGGCUGGCAUCAUCACCAGACCCGUCCUUGUCGGCCCCGUCUCUUUCCUUGCCCUCGGCAAGGCUGACCGUGGCUCUUCCGUCAACCCCAUCUCUCUCCUUGACAAGCUCGUCCCCGUCUACGUCGAGCUCCUGAAGGCCCUCAAGGCCGCCGGUGCCGAGACCGUCCAGAUUGACGAGCCCACCCUCGUCUUCGAUCUCGCCCCCGAGAUCAAGGCUGCUUUCAAGCCCGCCUAUGAGGCUUUCGCCGCUGCUGGUGAUGCCAUCCCCUCCCUCGUCGUUGCCACCUACUUCGGUGACAUCGUCCACAACUUUGACGUCCUCCCCGCUUUCUCUGCCGCCAAGGGUAUCCACGUCGACCUUGUCCGCAACCCUGAGCAGCUCGAGCCUGUGAUCAAGCAGCUCGGCCCCUCUCAGAUCCUCUCUGCCGGUGUCGUUGACGGCAGAAACAUCUGGAAGAACGACUUCGCCAAGUCGCUCGACCUCCUCCAGACCGCCAUCAAGGCCCUCGGCGAGGACCGUGUCAUCGUUGCCACCUCCAGCUCUCUCCUCCACACCCCCCACACCCUCGCCAGCGAGAAGAAGCUCCCCACUGAUGUCUAUGAGUGGUUCUCUUUCGCUUCCGAGAAGGUCAAGGAGGUUGCCAUCCUUGCCAAGGCUGUCACCAACCCCGAGGCUGUCCGCGCUGAGCUGGAUGCCAACGCCGCCGCCAUCAAGGCUCGUGCCGAGUCCACCCGCACCAACGACCCCAAGGUCAAGGAGCGCCAGGCUGCCGUCACUCCUGAGCAGCACAACCGCAAGUCCGGUUUCGACACCCGCUAUGCUCAGCAGAAGAAGCACCUCAGCCUUCCCCUCUUCCCCACCACCACCAUUGGUUCCUUCCCCCAGACCAGCGAGAUUCGCGUCCAGCGCAACAAGUUCACAAAGGGCGAGAUCUCCGCCGAGGAGUACGACAACUUCAUCAAGAAGGAGAUCGACCUCGCCGUCUCCAUCCAGGACGAGCUUGACCUCGAUGUCUACGUCCACGGUGAGCCCGAGCGCAACGACAUGGUCCAGUACUUCGGUGAGCGCCUCAACGGCUACGUCUUCACCACCCACGCCUGGGUUCAGUCUUAUGGUUCUCGUUGCGUCCGUCCCCCUAUCAUCGUUGGUGACAUCUCUCGCCCCGCUCCCAUGACCGUCAAGGAGUCCAAGUAUGCCGCCUCCAUCUCCAAGAAGCCCAUGAAGGGCAUGCUUACUGGCCCCGUCACCUGCUUGCGGUGGUCUUUCCCCCGUGUCGACGUCCACCAGUCCGUCCAGUGCCAGCAGCUUGCUCUGGCCCUCCGUGACGAGGUCGUCGAUCUCGAGGCCAACGGCAUCUACGUCAUCCAGGUCGAUGAGCCUGCCCUCCGUGAGGGUCUUCCCCUCCGCAAGGGCUCUGAGCGUGACGCCUACCUCGAGUGGGCCGUCAACAGCUUCAAGCUCGCCACCGCCGGUGUUGAGGACUCUACCCAGAUCCACUCUCACUUCUGCUACUCCGAGUUCCAGGACUUCUUCCACGCCAUCGCUGCCCUCGAUGCCGAUGUCCUCUCCAUUGAGAACUCCAAGUCGGAUGCCAAGCUCCUCAAGGUCUUCAUUGACGAGGCCUACCCCCGCCACAUCGGCCCCGGUGUCUACGACAUCCACUCCCCCCGUGUUCCCGCCGAGGAGGAGUUCAAGCAGCGCAUUGAGGAAAUGCUCGAGUUCCUCCGCCCCGAGCAGCUCUGGAUCAACCCCGACUGCGGUCUCAAGACCCGCAAGUGGGACGAGGUCAAGGGUGCCCUCACCCACAUGGUCAACGCUGCCAAGUACUUCCGUGAGAAGUACGCCAACAAGGCUUAA
Messenger RNA from Podospora anserina S mat+, 2310 nucleotides. RefSeq lists its product as uncharacterized. Lineage: Eukaryota; Fungi; Ascomycota; Sordariomycetes; Sordariales; Podosporaceae. The transcript is spliced from 3 exons. Gene Ontology annotation, molecular function: zinc ion binding; 5-methyltetrahydropteroyltriglutamate-homocysteine S-methyltransferase activity. The record is from RefSeq and is a predicted model, not a curated record. Bases 1 to 2310 code for a protein of 769 amino acids.